Messenger RNA from Naegleria gruberi, 1560 nucleotides. RefSeq lists its product as uncharacterized. The coding region runs from base 1 to 1560 and encodes 519 amino acids. Gene Ontology annotation, biological process: regulation of transcription by RNA polymerase II. Gene Ontology annotation, molecular function: nucleic acid binding; transcription coregulator activity. NCBI's taxonomy places the organism in Eukaryota, Heterolobosea, Eutetramitea, Acrasida, Naegleriidae. Gene Ontology annotation, cellular component: mediator complex. The transcript has 2 exons. The record is from RefSeq and is a predicted model, not a curated record.
AUGACCAAGAACAGAAAGAAUAACAAACAACAAAAGCCUGCUGCAGGCAACAAGAAGGAAGAGGAAAAAGUUGAUACCAACUUGAUGGUAGAUGAAGUACCUGAAAAGAGUCAACAAGGAGUUAAACGUAAAAAUGAAAAAGUUACAUCAUCCGGAGAAGAACCAACUCUUGAAUCACUCACUAAAAAAGCCAAGAAGGAAACCAAUGAUACCGAAGAAUAUAUUAACGCUACACAAGAUCCUACCUUUACAGGCAAAAUUACCACCAACUCUUCUAAAAUUUAUAAGAAUAUACUAUUGAUUUCAAAUCUUGCCCUCUCUGUUGAUGAAAUCGUACUCAAGGGCUGUAUGAAUGAAAUUGCCGAAGCUAGUGGUAAUUCUGCACAAAAGCUUAAGGAAAUUUUGAUUUUCCAAAAGAAUUUAUCAUCAAAGGAAUCUGAAGCUUUGGCUAGUAAUGCUUUGAGAAAUGCACAACAAAAGAAUACUAACAAUAAGCAAGCUACUCUUAUUCAAGGUCCAAAGGCUGCUAUUGUUAUUUUUGAAAAGGAAUUUGCAAAUGCACAAGUUUUUGAAGAUUACAAUGGAGCUAUUAUUGAAGGUAUUCCAAUUAACAUUCGUUUUGCUUGUGAAAAUGACAAGGCAUGUUUAAUGGUUGUCAAGGGAGCUCCAAUCACUGAAGAAGAAUUAUGGUCAUAUGUUGAAGAAUGUGGUUCUCUUGUCUCGAUAGAAAGUUCAAAGAGUAACAAGAAUCAAUUUAUGAUUUUAUUCAAGGAAUGGCGUAGUGUUCGUGAAUGUCUCUUAUAUAAUGGUGCCGAUGUACAUGGUGCUCCUUGCAGAAUUUUCGCUUGCAUGUUUCCUGCUCCAACAAAUCAUUCAUCGAAAUUCAAAGGUGGAAAUAAAGCUCUUUGUGCUGCAAUAUCAAAAGGUACAAGAACACUGACAGGAGAGACUGCUAAAAGCAAGGCUCUUGUAGCUAUGAUCAAGAAUGAAAUCAUGUUACAAACAGAAUUAUUAAUAGAAAAGGAUAAAGAAUUAAAAACAUUAUUACUAGAAUUAGUGGAAAAUCAAAAGUUUCAAAGAAAGAUCGAUCAAACAAAACAAAUUUUGGACGAAAAGGAAUAUAAAAUUGCUAAAUUAACAGAAGCAUUGGAAACUGUACAUUCAAAAUUAGGAAAUGCACUACAUCAAUCAUCUCCGAUUGUUAAAUCUAUCAAGGAGUCUAAGAAUUUAAAUUUGGAUGAAGUAUUUUCAUAUUCACAUUUCAUAAGUAAGGUAACCAGUGAACAGCCAGCUCUGAAAGAAAGUGACAUGCAAUUAGCACCUUUCCCAGCUCCAGAAAUUUGGCCUCUAUCACUCCUAUAUCCAAGCACCUUACGAUUGUACAAAACUAAAUAUACAGAAAAGCUCAAUGCAGAAAAAGAACAAGAAGAACAAAAGAUUCCUCGAAUUGACUUUGAUAAAUUCCAAUAUGAAACUAAUGCAGCAGUGCCAACAACUCAAAAAGCUAAGAUUUCACUGUUUGGAGAUGACAGUGAUGAUUCUGACGAUUCUGAUGAUUAA